This is a messenger RNA of Ilex paraguariensis (yerba mate), 4912 nucleotides long. NCBI's taxonomy places the organism in Eukaryota, Viridiplantae, Streptophyta, Magnoliopsida, Aquifoliales, Aquifoliaceae. The record is from the annotation of a GenBank genome assembly.
CUCUCUCUCUCUCUCUCUCUCUCUCUCUCUCUCUCUCUCUCUCUCAUCAAUUUUCCAGAUUCUCUUUGUCAUUCUCUCUCUCUCUCUAUAUAUAUAUAGUGUUCAGGUAUAUGUAUCAAUCUCUCUGUUAUUAUUAAUCGAUCUGAUCGGUCAAAGUCUCCCGAAAGUUUAAUUUUCAGGUUUUCGACGACUUAAUUGCCGGAAUUGUCAGGUUCCCGAUUUGUAUUUUCGUGGCGGUGUGUUGUUAUGAUUGAAUCGAUGGGAUUUUAGCAUUUCUAGCCGAAAGUCCAGAACUGGGGUUUUAAUUAGGAGUUUUGGGCUUUGUAUUGUUCGAUAUUUAUAUCGUUUAGUUAUGCCGCGAAGUUCAAGGCACAAAUCGCACAAGCAAAUCAAGAAGGAGGCGAAAGAGUACUCGGAGUCGGAGGAGGAUGUGAAGAUGAAGGAAAGGAAUAACAGUAAGGAAGAUGGUGCGGUUAGGGUUUCUAGGGAUUCGGUCCAUUCGGCUUCUGGUGAAAAGCGAAAGCUUGGUAGAGAGGGUAAAGAUCUAUCUGGUCAUGGGAAUGGUAAUGGUGAUGUUUCCGAAGAGUAUGUCUCGUCGAAGCGGCGGAAAGAGAAGGCGGCUGACGGAAGUCGGGGUGGCGGCAGUGGUAGGUGGAAUGGCGGUGGGGAUGAGAAGGGCGAUGGUGGGACUAAGGAGAAGGAAUUGAAAGGGGAAAGUUCGAGAAUUGAUUCAGAGAAAGGUUUGAAGGUGGGGGAAUCGAAGGUUUCAGAUGAUUCGAAGAGUAAAAGUACUAGGAGGCAUGAAAGUGGUGGAGAGAAGAAGGACCAGAAUUUGGGUUGUACAAUGGGGAAAGAGGAGAGUAAGUGUGGUACUAGAACUGACUCGAAGAGGAAGAGUGAAAAGGAUUCUGGGCGGAAAGAGCUCCAUCAGUAUAAGGAUUCGAAGGAACCGAAGGAAAAGGAGCCAAAGGAACGUGGAUCGGACAAAGAGAGGAAGGGUCAGGACAGUAAGGGUGAUGCGAAAGGGCACACAGGGAACGGAGAAGUGGUAAGGAAGCAAGGAUCGCCAUUAGCGGAUUUGACUGAAGAACGUCAGAGCAGACAAGGUAGGGAAAAUUCUGGGUGGCCUAUGCAAGAUGAAUUACAAAAUCCUGAAUUAGAGAAAGAACUUGAGAAAAGGAUACAAAGACGAAGGGAUGGCUCUAUUGAUAAAGAUAAAAAUCAGGAUAAGGUAAGAGGAAGUGAUGACAAACGAUUGUCUUCUAGGGCAGACCACACUAAGGAUGGAAGGUACAAGGACGAAAGGCACAAGGAUGGAAGUUAUGGGGAUAAGUAUCGGGAAGAUGGUGAUAUUGAUAAUAGACAAAGGGAUGAUAAGUAUCAGGAUGAUGGUGAGAGAGAUAGCAGACGGAGCAAUGUUAAAUACCGAAAAGAUAGCGAGAAAGAUAGUAGACACAGGGAUGGUAAGUAUCAGGAAGAUGGUGACAGGGAUUCUAGACGCAGGGAUGAUAAGUAUCGUGAAGGUGGCGAGAGAGACAACAGGCACAGGGACGAUAAGUAUCGUGAAGACAGUGACAGGGAGGAUAGACGGCCAGAUGAUAAAUAUCGCGCAGAUGGUGACAGAGAUAACAGACAAAGGGACAAUAAAUAUCAUGAUGAUGGUGAGAAAGAUAACAGACGCAGCGACAAUAGAUAUCGUGAAGAUGGUGAGAAAGAUGAUAGACGCAGGGAUGAUAAGUAUAGGGAAGAUGGAAACAGAGAAAAUAGAUAUAAGAAGGAGAAGCACCGAGAAGAUGAUGACAGAGACAGUAGACAUAGGGAUGGCAAAGAAGGAGAUGACAUUGACAGAGAGAAGAGACCCCGAGAUGUAAAGUUCCGAGAUGAUCUUGGCUCAAGAGAUCACACCAGUCACAAAUCAGAUGUUAAGCGUUCAAGGGAUGAGAGUAACAUUACAGAUGUUUAUCAUAGGAGAUCGAGUACACGUGAUGGUAGUCCAAGUUAUAAGGAUCGAGUCACCAGACGCAAGGAUGAUCAGGGAAGGAGAAGAGCCAAUGAUAAGGAGGAUCAUGAUGAUAUGAGAUCUACCAAAGAGCAACGUUCUGAUGCAGAAAAGAGGUCACUAAGCACUGCUAAAGUAGACUUAGUCUCUGAUAGAGGGAGGUCUAGCUCACGGAAUGGUGAUGUGGAGAUUACUCUAAAUUAUAGCAGGCGGAGGAGUUCACCUAGUUCAAGCUCUCAGGCAGCAAGAGAUAAUUACAGGCUUUCAAAGCAAGAAGAAUCAAAGUAUAGGGACUAUGCUUACGAAGAGAGAGUUCGACAUGGUCCAAUGUCUGGAAGAGAAUAUGCUAAUGCUGCUGGAGGAACUGAUAAAAUUUCUUCGAUGUGGUCAGUGGACAAACCAAUCCAGAAGGAUGACAGCCAUUUUGGUGAGUUGUCAGCUGAAAGGCAUCUGAAAUCAGAUGCCCGUGCUUCGCCCUUGUGGAUGGUGGAUAAAUCCCCUUCGUCAACAAAUGCUGAUCGCAGACACUUGAAUAGAUCCAAUGUUAGGCGAAGUCUUGAUGUUGAAGAAUUAGGGCAGAGGAGUGGUGGUUCCAAGGAUGCAAAGGACUAUUCUGGUAAGGAAGGCAGAGGAAGUCGUGAGUUGCCCAUGGAGACACUUCCAGGAGAUGAGGAUGGGGAUAAUUUAUCUGUUUCUUCAUCUUUUACUAGAAGUGGUCAAUUUUAUGGCAAUUCCAAGUCUCUUCUACCACCUCCUCCUCCUCCUCAUUCGUACAGGACAGGGGUUGACAGCCCUCUAGUUUUUGGUUCCUCAGAGGAUGGCAAUAGGGGGAAGUCAAUCAAUCGUCACAGGAGAAUCGGCGAUCCUAAUCUGGGAAGAGUGCAUGGAAGUGCUUGGAAAUGUGUCCCAAACUGGCCUUCCCCUGUGGCAAAUGGUUUCAUGCCUUUCCAACAUGGUCCACCUCCUGUUAGUUUUCAUCCAGUGAUGCAGCAGUUUCCUGUUCCACCAAUGUUUGGUGUCAGACCACCUAUGGAAUUAAAUCACACUGGGGUUCCUUACCAUAUUCCUGAUUCUGGCAGAUUUUCUGGCCCGGGCCGUCCACUUGGGUGGCGGAAUCCUGUGGAUAGCUCAUUCCCUCCUCCCUUGCAUGGAUGGGAUGCAAACAAUGCUCUCUUUGGGGAUGAAUCUCACAUUUAUGGAGGGCCAGAUUGGGACCAUAAUAGAACCCAGAUAAGCAGUCGGGAGUGGGAAGCAAGUGGAGACAUGUGGAAGGGACAGAAUACUGGUGCAAGUAUGGAGUUGCCAUCUUCCUACCAGAAAAAAGAUCAUUCAGCUCUUGGGCCGGUAGAUGAUGUUUGGGAUAUACAGUCUGGUCAGCAAGCUCAGAAUGAACAAAAUCAGCUGGACCUUCAAGCAGAGAGCAUCGACAUUAGUCAGUCCAGUGAUGCUCUUGGAAGGAUCACUCCAGAAGCUCCCAAGACUAUUUCUGAGGAGAGCCUUGGCAUUUCUAAGAUGCUAAUAAAGGAUGAUACUCCUCUUUGGCAUGUUUAUCUUUCCAAGCUUGACAUUUCCACAGAUCUUACUCAACCUGAGUUGUAUAACCAGUGUGCAAACUUGAUGGAUAAGGAUCAGAACACAAUUUCUGAUGAAAAUGAUUCUAAGAUUUUAUAUGUGCAGAAGGUUGCAGAAGCCAAAGUAAGGGCAUCAACCAAAUCUUCUAGUGCUUCACUGUUUGCUGCGAUAAAUAGUUCUGUAUUUCAGAAAGCCAUGUCCCUUUACAAGAGGCAACUUGAAGAAACCGAAGUCAGAAAUGGAGAGAAAAUAUCAUUUGCCAAUGUGGAGGACCUCAAGCGUAGCCCAACAUCUGACCAGGAGGGAUUAGUUGUCGCUUGUGAUUGGCAAGAGGCCAGUAAGGAGAAAGCUGAGAUGCCAAUCUGCUUUCAGACGCUGGAGGAGGUUCCUGCAACUGUGUAUUCGAAGCUGGAUGAACCUGUAGUAACUGAUACCCUGGAGAAAUCAGAGGAGCCUCUUUCCAAUUUGAACAAGGUGAAAAUGGAGGUGGAUCCGAGUUCAGAUCAGAAGUCAUUGGAGUUUAUGGAUGAGAAGAACUCUGUCUCCCUCAAAGAUGUUGAAGGAUCUGAUGCUCAAUCACCCGGGAGGAUAGAAGAUGUAAACAAGUCUAUCAAUUCCGGAGGCAAUCAUUCUGCCCUUAACUACAAGGAACAAAAUUUGUUUGAUACCAAGUGUGAUCCUCUUGUUUUUUCUGAUGUAUCUUCUGAUGUGUGUGGGGCAGUGAUGCCAGAGUCAAUUGAGUCUGGGUUAGUAAAUUUAAGUCGGAUACAUCAUUGCCCUGAAAGUACACAUUGAAACAAUUUAUAUUUUCGUUCAGUUUUUCUAAAUGCCAUUUUUUGCUUGAAAUCAUGCAUUCUAUGGUAUAAGCUUGUGCCUGCUGCUCAUCUUGGUUAAUCAAUAAAGCUCAAUGUUUCCAACUGUUUUUGUGUUGCCUUUUUGUUUCAAGAUUCGAAGCAUGGUCUUUGGGUUCCCUUUGGUAGGGGUCUGUAGGGCCAGCAUCCUUUGUUUGGUGACUUAUAAGGGAACUCGUUGAGAAUGCUGGCAUUUGCUUCCUAUUUUCGGAGGUCCAUCCUUCGAUUAUCAGUGGCGGUGGGAAGUAUGGCAUAAGCCAUAACAUGGGAGGGACUGACUGAUGCCCUCCUGUGGCAUCUCUGCUAGAGUCUGGUAUAUAUAUGCCUUUGACGGGAAAUAAAUUCUCAUGAAGUAUUGGAAUUCAAAUGAAUGGUUUCUGAAAUUACUAGAAAAUGUGGGUCUACCUCUUAUAUAUUACCUUAUUUUUUUGGGUAAUUCGAAAAGGUUAUUUUACCUAAUGUGUUAGGAGGCAGGAAUCAUUAUAAAAUA